This is a messenger RNA of Schistosoma spindalis, 1689 nucleotides long. Lineage: Eukaryota; Metazoa; Platyhelminthes; Trematoda; Strigeidida; Schistosomatidae. The record is from the annotation of a GenBank genome assembly.
AUGGCAAGUAAAAAAUCUCCAAGCAAUCUAUCUAAUCGUAAAACAAAAGAAGUUCCUUUAACUAAUCAAUCAUCUACACCAAGAGAUACAACUAUACCUUUAUGGCCUGAAUGGAAUGAUCAAGAUAUUAAUAAUGAAAAAUGGGAUUCAUCACAGAAAACUAAAGAAAAAAGUAAAUCAUCAGCUCAAUCAUCAACUACAUAUUUUAUUGAUCCAGAAUCACAAGUUUUAUAUCCAUCAUCAAUUAUACCAUAUAGUAUUAAAAGACCAAAUGAAUUUAUUACAGAAAAGGCACCUGUUGUAUAUGAUCCAGAAUUUGUAAAUCAUGUUGAUUUACUUUAUCAUAAUGAACAUUUAUUUAAAAAUGAAUUAUUAAGAUGGAUUAUAUGUGAAAUACAAAAUUUAUGGUUAUCAUGUAGAAUACCAAUACCUGAAUCAAAUCCUCCAAUAGAAUUGAAUGAAUCAAAUAUGAUGAUGAUGAAUUUAACUCCUUUAACCAAUUAUAAUUAUGAAUGGAAACCAUGGGAACAUAUUUAUGCAAUGACAAAAAUUACUAAAGAUAAUAAUAAUACACCACAAUAUAAUCCUUAUGGAAAAUAUAUUGUUAAACUGUAUUGGAUGGGUUGUUGGCGUAAAAUAAUCAUUGAUGAUUCAAUACCAUUUGAUGAAAAUAAUAAACCAUUACUUCCACAAAGUAAACAAUCUUAUGAAUUAUGGCCAAUGUUAUUAACUAAAGCUUUAUUGAAAAUAGCCUCUAUUGAUUGUAGAAAUACUUAUACUAAUACAGAAAUAGGUGAUUUCAGUACUAUACAAUGUUUAACUGGAUGGAUUAAACAUACCAUUGUAAUCAAGAAACAUUCAAUCAAUCAAUUAUGGUAUUAUCUUAGUGAUUAUUUAUUAGAUUGGGAAAGAUCAGAUGAUGUAAUCAAACGAAAUGAGAAAUUGAUAAAAAUGGAACAAAUUGAAAUGAUAGAAAAAGUUGAACAUCAUGAUAUAUCAAUUAAUAAAUCAAUAAUAAAUAAAGAAAAAUUCAAAGAAAAAAAAGGGAUAGAAAAAAAUAAAGAAAUAAAUAAAGAGAAAAAAGAUCAAAUUGGACAUAAUACAUCUGAAUUAAUAAAUCCUAAAAUUCCUGAAACAAUACUAUUUGCAUCAUGUAAAAAUACAGUUUCAUCAUUGGCAUCACUUGUUCCAUCAGCAUCAAAGGAGGAGAUUACAAUGAAACUUAAACAAUAUGGAUUCAGUUAUUCAGAUUCAUAUCCAAUUUGUAUAGCUAAACGACGUACGAUACCAAUCAUUCCUCCAUCACCUAUACAACCUACACCUCAAUGGAAGUUGAUCAGACCAAGACCACCUGAUUUUCCAUUUGAUUCAUCUAACAAUAAUGAUUUACAAAAUAAUAAAGAGAAAGAACCUAUACGUUCAUUACUUCUAUGGACACCUGUACAAGAGCAUAUAUUUUAUGAACCGGAGAAACUUAUAACAAGUCCUCCAACUUCUACUGUUGAAUCAGUUUAUAUGUCAAGUUCUUCACCUGAUACAGGGAAACAAACUAGUGGAACAUUAAAAACUAGAUCUAAUUCUCAAGCAUCACCAACACGUCGUCGACGUGAAUCCACUUCAAAUAAUCCAAGUCCGAUUAGAACUCAAAAAAGAGGUUCACGUGAAGACAUACCAAAGAAAGGACAGUGA